GGUCCUCGGCGGGCCCGGGGGAGGGCCCUCUUUGUGGCUGCAGUUGGCAAGAUGGCGCCGGUGGGGGUGGAGAAGAAGCUGCUGCUGGGCCCUAACGGGCCCGCGGUGGCGGCCGCCGGCGACCUGACCACUGAGGAGGAGGAGGGCCAGAGCCUAUGGUCCUCGAUCCUGAGCGAGGUGUCCACCCGCGCCAGGUCCAAGCUGCCGUCCGGCAAGAACAUCCUGGUUUUCGGUGAAGAUGGUUCUGGUAAAACAACCCUCAUGACUAAACUUCAAGGAGCUGAGCAUGGCAAAAAAGGAAGAGGCCUAGAGUAUCUCUACCUCAGUGUCCACGACGAGGACCGAGAUGAUCACACACGCUGCAAUGUGUGGAUUCUGGAUGGAGACUUGUAUCACAAAGGUCUGCUGAAAUUUGCAGUUUCUGCUGAAUUCUUGCCGGAGACCCUGGUGAUUUUUGUUGCAGACAUGUCUAGGCCUUGGACUAUGAUGGAAUCUCUACAGAAAUGGGCUAGUGUUUUACGUGAGCACAUUGAUAAAAUGAAAAUUCCACCAGAAGAAAUGAGGGAGCUGGAACGGAAGUUUGUGAAAGAUUUUCAAGACUAUGUUGAGCCUGAGGAAGGUUGUCAAGGUUCCCCACAGAGAAGAGGGCCUCUGACCUCAGGUCCUGAUGAAGAAAAUGUUGCCCUGCCUCUUGGUAACAACGUGCUGACUCAUAACCUGGGGAUCCCAGUGUUGGUGGUGUGCACAAAGUGUGAUGCGGUGAGUGUCCUGGAGAAGGAGCAUGAUUACAGGGACGAGCACUUUGACUUCAUCCAGUCACACCUACGGAGGUUCUGCCUCCAGUAUGGAGCGGCCUUGAUUUACACAUCAGUGAAGGAAGAGAAAAACCUCGACUUGUUGUAUAAGUACAUAGUUCAUAAAACAUAUGGUUUCCACUUUACCACGCCUGCCUUAGUUGUGGAAAAGGAAGCAGUUUUUAUACCUGCAGGCUGGGACAAUGAAAAGAAAAUAGCUAUUUUACAUGAAAAUUUCACAACUGUGAAGCCAGAAGAUGCAUAUGAAGACUUUAUUGUGAAACCUCCUGUGAGAAAGCUGGUCCACGACAAAGAGUUGGCAGCGGAGGAUGAGCAGGUGUUCCUAAUGAAGCAACAGUCACUCCUUGCCAAGCAGCCAGCCACACCCACGAGAGCCUCCGAAUCCCCUGCAAGAGGACCCUCUGGCUCUCCAAGAACCCAGGGCCGGGGAGGGCCAGCCAGCAUGCCUAGUGCCUCCCCAGGCACAUCAGUAAAGAAGCCGGACCCAAACAUCAAAAAUAAUGCAGCAAGUGAAGGGGUGUUGGCCAGCUUCUUCAAUAGUCUGUUGAGUAAAAAAACAGGCUCUCCUGGAAGUCCUGGUGCUGGUGGGGUGCAGGGCACAGCCAAGAAGUCAGGACAAAAGACUGUGUUGACAAAUGUUCAGGAAGAACUGGAUAGAAUGACUCGAAAACCAGACUCCAUGGUAACAAACUCUUCAACAGAAAAUGAAGCCUGAUCCUCCUUAAAAAGUGCAUAUGUAAAAUGACCAAAUAACUAUAUUGAUCUGCUCUAAGACCAGGAUUUUUCUGAUAUGGCACAUGCUAUCAGUUUUUUGGGGCAGGGGAGAUGAACUUAAAAAAAAAAAAUACUUCAUUGGCUUGUCCGAGUGUGAAAUGCACCUUUAGGAAGGUUAUGUGUCAGACCCCUUUGUGAAGGAUAACCCUUGGACUCUCAGGCAUGUGGCUCUCUCAUGGGCAGCAAGUGCAGCUGGGCUUCUUGGGGAGGGGAAGGUAGAUGGAGAGAAAGAGGGCCCACUUACUUUCAGGGUGGAGCCAAUGAGACCAGGAAGUCAUUGAUCAGAUGGUGGCUAGUCUGACCAGUUGCAUGUUAACAGAUUCACUUGUUCUUGGGAAGCAGAUUAAGUAGCAGAAAGUCCAGGAAAGAGAAAGACUGAAAGGAGGAAUGAGAGAAGUGUUGGUAGGGAAGCUGAAUGUUGCAGGAAGUGGAGGAGGAGGAGAUGAGCAGUGUUAGUAAAUACUGUGUGUUCAGUAGAAGUCGAAUAAUCAUUUUUAAGACUUAAAAUCAGAAGCAUUUCCAAACUAAACACUAAGCAAAAUGGGAAUUGGACUUGUUCUGAAUGCAUCUUUAACUUAUGAAAGAUGUGUUAAGUGUGGGGAUGCCUGAGUCAGGUGGAGCCGGUAUGGGGGUGGGGAAGAUGGCAGCUGCCCAGGACUCACGUGCUUAGCCCAGGCCAUGUCCUUGUGGGAGGUGUUGGGCUCCACGCGUGUGUGUCGUGGGGCAGUCACUGUGGGGUAUGUUUAAGGUCAGCAGUUACAAAUUUAGUUUACUUUGAAUUGUGUUUUCUAAAUAGCUUCUGCUUUGUUUUAAAAAAAAUUUUUUUUUUUAACUACCACAGGCUGGCCUACUAGUAGAGAAUGGGUGACCAACCUCUCAUUUUACCAUAAUGCAGUGUGCUACAGAAAGUUUGAAGGAGGUUUUCAAUGUAAAUACACUCCAGUUAAUUGGCUUACACCAGUCCCUGCCUUAAUGGUCAUUGGAAACCUUAGUGGAGUUCCUUUGAUGCAAAAGGGUUUUGUCCUAGCUCCCUGGUCUCAUCAGUGCUAUCAGAUGGACAAAUAAGUGUGAAUGUUUUAUAUUGAAAAUGGAAAUUUCUCUUGUUUUAUGUUUUUCAUAAACUGUAGCAUUUUUUUCUUAUGGAAAUAAGUGUUUCAAGUGUCUCCAUUUAGGGCAAAUUCAUGCACAUUGUCAUGCCACACCAUCAUCCUGGAAGUGACUUCUAUGGAUUUAAAAUGGCACUUUUAAUUUUAUACAUGACACAGAACAUUAAAAUGCAAACACUACCAUUAAUUUAAUAUAUAAAACGUUUGUUGUCAAAUCAAGGGAAAAACUACAGUUCACUUAUGUGGAAUUUACUUUUUUUAUAUGAAUGUUUGUUGUACUGUGUCUAAGCAUAACUUCCCUAAUGUCAUUACUUUUACAUACCAGAUUUGACUGACCACUAACCAUACUGGACAUAACUUAAUAUCGUAUGUUAUAUAACAAGACUCUAAGACUGUCUUGAGUUGCUUUUCUGUAAAGGUCUGAACACUGUUAAGGAGAAAGCUGAGUAUUUACUUGCCUUUCUGACAAACAUAAAAAUGUGUUUCUUGUGCCAGUCUUAUUGUUGAAAAUACACUUUUUUCCCCCCUUUUUAAUUCAGUUUUUUUUUUUUUUAAUGUGUUCUGGCUUCCAGUUACCAGAUUUUCCAGGUAAUGACAGUAAACUGACUUGGAAUGAUGGUUGUGGUGUAAUGACCAAUAGAUGCCAAACAGCUUGUGGCCACACGAACGAUGGGGUCACUUAAUCCCUCCAUAGCGGCUGGCAGGGGCAGGGAGCACAAAAUGAGUGACCUCAGAAAUAAGAAAGAAUUCUUCGAAUGGCACAUGCCUAAGAGGGAUACAGUGUGAUUUUAAAUUUUAAUGCAAAACUUUACUUUUUGUUUAUUUUUUAUCAUUUAAACUGAUAAGCACUUUUUGUGUCAAUAUAAAAUGUACUAAAACCGAAGAAAUGCUAAGACACCUGUCUUGUGAAGGAAGGUUUCUUGGAGAUCACUUUAGUUUCUCAUAACAAGUGGAUACUCCUAGGAUCAGAAGAAACUGAUGUAUAGUGUCAUGUGCUCAGUGGUUGCCAAAGUCUACCAACUUUGGGGAGCUGCAGGGUUCUUUUUAGGGGGGGUGGGAGGAGGGAGCAUAUUUUUUGUUAUUUUGGGAUUUUCAUGCAUUGGAACCAAAGGCCAAACAAUAAACAGCCUUUACUUUUUAAAGUAAAAUUCAUUUCAUUUGCAGAAUACACUUGUAUGGUAGACUGUUAAAGAUAAUUUUAUGACUAUUUAUGUACAUUGUAGUGGUUACAUCUGCUCUUUGUCUUUAAAAUGGAAAAAUCAAAGAAAUAAGCCCAACCUUGAAGAUAAGGCCACGAUAAAGGCCAUGAAUUGGUCUUUCCUAAAAAUGCAACGGGUAUGCUGCUAGAAUUAUUUAAUUUUGUUUGCACUUUUUUUUUUGGAUUGGCAUUUUUAAACCAGUAUUUAAACUGAAGAUGUGUUUUAUUAGUUUAACAAAGUUGAAAGUGACUGCUCUGUACAUCAUGACCUUAACAAUGUUGAUGCUGUAUGUGAAAGUUCACUGUUGUCUCUAUACUAGGUUUAUUGGUGUUUUUAACUUAAAAUUAGGACUGCAGAUUAUUCCCCCACCAGCCUUAGUCCAGGGGUGUGGCUCUGUCCAGAUGCAGUAUGCAGUCAUGUGGAACCUUGCUUUCUAGUGCUGGAAAAGAAGAUGUCUCUAAUUACUGGCUUCAAUAAACACGAAUCCAGACUGCUUACAAUUUUUGGUGACUUUCUUUAUGAUAAAUCGUCCCACUGGAGAUACACUGAAUUGUCUGCUAGUCAUAUAAGGUAUCUACCAUGUAGCUAAAAAUGUAUACCUCUCUCAUUUGAAAUUAUCAGAAAUUCUGUUAAAGAAUAUUUUAAAACCAUAUUUUGAUAUAUGUGGAGUUCCAGGCUGUAAGUAAAGUGCAAGGGGUGUGAGUUGUCCAACAUAUUUUCUUGUCUAUUAGAUAAGUUUUUGAUUAUCUGAAUUGGGUAAGAAAUUUUCACUUAACUAAUUUAGAAGCCUUGAGGAUUCAUAGAGGAAUUUCAGAGCAGCUGUACCAUAAUGCUUCUCACCUGCUGAAAUGGGCAACAGUAAAGUAUGUUUAAGAAAAUCGGACACUUUAUAUUAGAGAUGAAUUGUGUUUCUGAUUAUUACACUUUAAGCAUGUUGAAUUUUCUGUUCUUUAAAGCUGAUUUAUUACACAGCUUUUCUCCCCAACUUUUUAUUUUGAAAAAUUGUAAACCUACAGAAAAGUUGGAAGAGGAUAUAUUGAAUACCCAUGUUCUUUUACAUAGAUUCACCAGUUACUAACUUUUUGCCAUAUUUGCUUUCUCUGUCCCUCUCUUCCUCCCUCCCUCCUUCCCUAUAUCUGUCUCAAUACACACACAUAUACUUUUUUCCCCGAGUCAUUUAAAAUAAGUUUUAAACACCAGGGCAUUUCACCCCUAAAUAUAUUAGCUGAGUCCAGGCCAGUUGUCUUAUAGAAUAUCCCACAGUCUGGAUUUGUCUUAUUGUUUCCUCAUGAUUUCAUUUAGGUUAAACAUUUUUUGUAAGAAUGCUAUAAGUGAGAUUGUGUAUGUUCCAGUAUUGCACAUCAGGUUGUCCCUGUAUUGGUGAUGCUGGGUUCGAUGCCUUGUUUAAGGUAGUGUCCCCUAUGUCUAUCAAAGUGGGGUGAUACCAUUGAAGAUGUUGGAUUUCAGCCACCUUUUUACACAUCAUUUUUAUGACAUCCACUGAUGAUCUUACCUAAAUCAGUUACCACAUUAGGAGUUCUUAAAUGGUAAUUUUCUUAUCCCAUCAUUCCCCUACAUGUAUUAGCUGGCAUUCAUCUAUAAAGAAGAGUUUUCUUUCCUCUACCCUUUUUGGGUAGUUAUUUUCACUAUGAAUUUACAGUUUUGUUUUUUUAAUUCAAAGUGUUAUAAUCUAAUAACUCAUACUUUUUAAUGCUCAAAUUGUUCCAGAUUUGAUGAGUGGGAGCCUCUUCAACCAGUUGUGUCCUUUUUUUCCCUUUUUUAAAAAAAAAAUUUUUUUUAAGGGAAUUCCUUUAUUUUUAUUAUUUAUUUAUUUUUGGCUGUGUUGGGUCUUCGUUUCUGUGCAAGGGCUUUCUCUAGUUGUGGCAAGCGGGGGCCACUCUUCAUUGCAGUGUGCAGGCCUCUCACUAUCGCGGCUUCUCUUGUUGCUGAGCACAGGCUCCAGACGCACAGGCUCAGUAGUUGUGGCUCAUGGGCCUAGUUGCUCUGCGGCAUGUGGGAUCUUCCCAGACCAGGGCUCGAACCCGUGUCCCCUGCAUUGGCAGGCAGGUUCUCAACCACUGCGCCACCAGGGAAGCCCCUUUUUUUUCCCUUUUAUUGAGAUACAAUUCACAAUAUAAAAUUCAUCAUUUUAAACUGUUCAUUUCAGGGCUUCCCUGGUGGCGCAGUGGUUGAGGGUCCGCCUGCCUAUGCAGGGGAUGCGGGUUCGUGCCCUGGUCCGGGAGGAUCUUGCAUCCCGUGGAGCGGUUAGGCCCGUGGGCCGUGGCCGCUGGGCCUGCGCGUCCAGAGCCUGUGCUCCGGGACGGGAGGGGCCGCAGCGGUGAGGGGCCCGCGGACUGCAAAAAAAAAAAAGUUCAUUUCAGGGGUUUUUAGUAUGUAUAUUCACUCUGUUGUGCACCCAUUGCCACCAUCAAAUUCCAGAGCAUUUCCAUCACCCCAAAAAGAAACUCCAUACCUAUUAGUCCCAUUUCUUCCCUCCCACCAUUCCUAGCAACCACGAAUCUUUCUGUCUAUGGAUUUGCCUAUUCUGGAUAUUUUACAUAAGUGGAAUCAUACAAUAUGUGGCCUUUUUGUAUCUGGCUUCUUUCAUUUAGCAUGUUUUCUAGGUUCAUCCAUGUUGUAGCAUUGUGUCAGUGCUUCAUUCCUUUUUGUAGCUGAAUAAUGUCCCACUGCAUGGAAAACCAUAUUUAGUUUAUCCAUUCAUCUGUUGAUGUAUAUUUGGGUUAUUUCCAAUUGUUACUAUGAAUGAGGCUGCUGUGAACAUUCAUAUAUAAGUUUUUGUGUAAACAUAUGUUCUUUUGGCAGAUACCUAGAAGUGGAAGUGCUGGGUCAUAUGAUAAUUCUAUUUUAGCAGAAAAUCACCAAACUUUUCCAUAGCAACUGAACCAUUUUAUGUUCCUGCUAGCAAUGUAUAAUGUUCUUUCUCCAUAUCUUGGCCAACACUUGUUUUCUGGGAGUUUUUUGUUUGUUUAACUAUAGUUAUCCUAGUGAGUGAAAUGGUACCUUAGUGACUAAUGAUGUUGAGCAUCUUUUCAUGUUGUUAUUGGCUAUUUACAUAGCUUCUUAGGAGAGAUGUCUAUUCAUAUCCUUUGCCCACUUUAAAAUUAUUUGUCUUACUGCAUAAUUGUAAGAGUUCUUUAUAUAUUCUGGAUACUAGACUCUUACAGAUACAGCUGUGUCCUUUUGACUCGCCCCCAUCGUUCUUUGAACAUUUCCCUACUUCCUGGCACAAAAAGAUGUUCCAGGCCCACCUUGCAUUUCCCCUGCCUCUGACCUGGAAUGAGCCAUUUUCCCAGCGAGUCCUGGUUUCUUUUAGUGGGGAUUGGUAUUUAGAAACCAAGAUCUGGACUGUAGGCAUGCUUAGUGUUACUGGGUGCUGUUGCAUCUAGGCCCUUUCGGUGGACAUGCAAUUUCACUGAACAUUGCCUAAAAGUUAUAUAUCAGUUCAGUUUACUAUUCUUGUUUAUGGCUGUAUAGUAUUCUUGUUUAUGGCUGCAUAGUACUUGAUUAUGUGGAUGUACCAUAGUUUAUUCAACCAGUCUCUUAUAGAUAGACAUUUAAGACAUUUCCAGUCUUUUGUUUUUACAUAAUGCUGCAAUGAAUAACCUUGUGUGUGUGUUGCUUUUAUUUCUGGAGAUGCACCUUCAGGGUAAAUUCCUAGCCAUGGGUCUUCCUUGUCAAAAGAUAAAUGUAGUUUGUUUUGUUUUGUUUUUUAAUUUCGUGUGAAUUCCUUUAUUGCAAUACUCCCUUUGUUGUUGUUGUUUUUGGCUGCAUUCAGUCUUCAUUGCUGCGCACGGGCUUCUCUAGUUGUGGUGAGCAGGGGCUACUCUUUGUUGUGGUGCGUGUUGUCUUAUUGUGGUGGCUUCUCUUGUUGCAGAGCAUGGGCUCUAGGUGCACAAGCUUCAGUAGUUGCAACACGUGGGCUCAGUAGUUGUGGCAUGAGGGCCCUAGAGUGCGUGGGCUUCGGUAGUUGUGGCACGCAGGCUCAGUAGUUGUGGCUCGCAGGCUCUAGAGCACAGGCUCAGUAGUUGUGGCGCAUGGGCUUAGUUGCUCCACGGCAUGUGAGAUCUUCCCAAACCAGGGAUUGAACCCGUGUCCCCUGCGUUGGCAGGCGGAUUCUUAACCACUGCACCACCAGGGAAGUCCUCCCUUUUUUUUGUUGUUUUAAUUGGAGUAUAGUUGAUUUACAAUGUUGUGUUACUUUCUGCUGUACAGCAAAGUGAAUCAGUUAUACAUAUACAUAUAUCCACUCUUUUUUAGAUUAUUUUCUCAUAUAGGCCAUUACAAAAUAUUGAGUAGAGUCCCUGUGCUAUACAGUAGAUCCUUAUCUAUUUUUUUUUCCUUAUCUAUUUUAUGUAUAGUAAUGUGUAUAUGUCAAUCCCAAUCUCCCAAUCUAUCCCUCCCCACCCCUCUUACACCCUGGUAACGAUAAGUUUGUUUUCUGUAUCUUUGAGUCUGUUUGUAAAUAAGUUCAUUUGUAUCAUUUUUUAAGAUCCCACAUGUAAGCAAUAUCAUGUAUUUGUCUCUGUCUGGCUUACUUAGUAUGAUAAUCUCUAGGUCCAUCCAUGUUGCUGCAGAUGGCAUUAUUAUUUUUUAUGACUGACUAGUAUUCUAUUGUGUGUAUAUAUAUAUAUACCACAUCUUCUUUAUCCGUUUAUCUGCCAAUGGACAUUUAGGUUGCUUCCACGUCUUGGCUAUUGUAAAUAGUGCUGCAUGAAUCUUUUCAAAUUAUGGUUUUCUCCGGGUAUAUGCCCAGGAGUGGGAUUGCUGGGUCAUAUGGUAGUCCUAUUUUUAGGAAACAUCUAUUUGUUAGAUGUUUUCAAAAUCCCUUCCAUAAAGAUCACAUCAUUCUGUACACCUAUCAGCAGUUGUGGAAAUUAUUAACUUGUUAUAUAUUGCCUUAAAAUUGAGUUUAGGAAAUUUUGUGAAUACUUACUUUAGGGAUUACUUAAUUUGGUGAUACUAGCAGUAACAUUGUCAUGGCAGAUAUUUAUAUUAGAGAUUGCUAUCUCAUCUAUUAGCAAGGAGGAGUCAGUGACUCCUCUAGAUGUUGUAUGUAAAUUGAUUUAAUCUUUAUAAAGACCCUGUGAGGCAAACUAAAGAUGGAUAGGUGAGGCAGCUACCAGGGUCAGAGCCAGAAUUUGAACCCAGUCAGCGGUGCUGUGCUCGUAUUCAUUGUACUCAUUUUUAAAGCAGAUGGGGGGAAAUAAAAGCAAUUGGAAGUGUUUCAUCUGUGGUCUUAAGCACACAUGGUGCUCCUGUUCAACCUUUUCCCCUUUCUGUUGGGGAUGAAGGAGACAUUCUUGUUAGGCGGAAGAAAAAUGGCAGAGAAUGUACCCAAAGGGAAGGUGUACAAUCACCUAGGCAAAGGGGGAUGGGAUUGCAGUCAGUUACUUUGCUGAGAAAGGCAGGUUGGGAUGCCUGCCACUCUGCUUCUUGGAAGGAUCUCUGCCUCUUAAGGCAUGAAUGGCUUUGGGGGUCAUCUGUGGUAAGGGCUCUUGGCCUGAGAUGUAGACCUUCAUCAGUACAAAUACUCCUGAAUAUACAAGUAAGGGGGAGGGCAUGGGCUCCAGUGGGUUCCAAUCCUGGUGCUUUCUUUGACCUACGGAAGUCUCAUUACUUUUGAAUCAGGAAAGUACAGUUUAGACAGAUGAGAAAUUGAUCAAGAAGUAGAACAAGAAAACAGUCAAAAUUGGGGAACUUCACUUCUCUUAGGCCUCCUUUCUUUGUAAAGUGGGGAUAAAAUUUCUUUCCUGUCAUUGUGAACAUUAGAGGAGGUGCACGUGUGCCCGGCAUAUAGUAGGUCUUCAGUGUGAUGGUUGACCCUGUAGGAAACUCUUCAGUUAAUGUUGUUCCAGCAAGCCCAUUUGUUUUUUUUUGUUUGUUUGUUUUAAAUAAAUUUAUUUAUUUAUUAUUUA
Molecule: messenger RNA, 9830 nt
Organism: Orcinus orca (killer whale)
Lineage: Eukaryota; Metazoa; Chordata; Mammalia; Artiodactyla; Delphinidae
Gene: DYNC1LI2
Product: dynein cytoplasmic 1 light intermediate chain 2
Exons: 13
Coding region: 52-1530 (492 amino acids)
Biological process (GO): microtubule cytoskeleton organization; microtubule-based movement
Cellular component (GO): centrosome; cytoplasmic dynein complex
Molecular function (GO): dynein heavy chain binding
Source: RefSeq, a predicted model, not a curated record